AAGAUUAACGACUCGACUUCCAUAACAGAAAGCAUGCAGUUGUGUACAGAGAAAAUGGGAGGAAGAAGGGAAAGAGAUCUAGAGCGACUGAUUCCAAAUGCAGGAAUUGAAAACCCUUUUGAAAUUAAUGGAAGCCCAAACUCAUCCCCCAUUUCCAUAUCAGCUCCUCCUGUAUCUUCUUCUUCCUUUUCAUCUUCUUCUCCUUCGCAUCACCACCUUGGAAAAGAGACAGCUUCCAAAGUCAUUCGUAGCUGGGCUUGGAGAAAGUUUAUGACAGGAUGUGUCAUUCUAUUGCCAAUAGCCAUUACUUGCUAUGUCACAUGGUGGUUUAUUCAUUUAGUUGACGGACUUUUCUCACCGGUGUUCGUUCAUCUCGGCAUUGACAUAUUUGGUCUCGGCUUUAUGGCCUCCAUCACUUUCAUUUUCCUGAUUGGUGUCUUCAUGUCUUCAUGGUUGGGAGCUAGUGUUCUUAGUUUGGGAGAAGUUUUUAUAGAAAAAAUGCCCUUCAUUAGCUAUAUCUACUCUGCUUCAAAACAAAUCAGUGCAGCAAUAUCUCCAGAUCAGAACAACAAUGCCUUUAAGGAAGUAGCAAUCUUAAGGCAUCCGCGUAUCGGAGAAUAUGCAUUAGGCUUCAUCACCUCUUCUGUAAUUCUCGAAAUGGCUUCAGGUGCAGAGGAACUCUGCUGUGUUUAUGUGCCUACAAACCACAUUUAUGCUGGAGACGUUUUUCUCAUCAGCUCCAAGGAUAUAAUGAAGCCUAAUCUUUCUGUUCCAGAAGGGAUUGAGAUUUUCAUGUCGGGUGGCAUAUCCAUACCUCGUAUGUUGACCACAUCUGAUGCUUCUCGAGCUAUUCCUGUGGCAGGACUCGGAAAAGUUGUAGUCCCACCAUUUCAAAUAUGAUGUCCCUUCGCGGAUACCCGCCGGGUGGUUCGAACUUUAAAAGUUUGUGCAUUAGCUAAUCAAGAACAGCCCAGAUCAUCAGAGCGGAAAAGUCAACUAGCUUCGGCAUAGAGUUUAGUAUUCUGAUUGUUAAGAGAGCUCUGGCGAUGUAGAAAUCAGAGAGAGCUCUUCAUGGUGAGUAGUGCCCCUCCUCAGCUAAAUGUGUACGAAAGGCAAGAAGAAUUAAUAAUGCUAGAACAUAUUCGUUGUAAUGUUCUGAUGCAGUUAGUUGCUAACCCAAGCAGGAUACGAAAAGAAGUUGCAGAGGCAACAAAAUGAAGCUCGGUUCUGAUAUUAAUAAAAUUCACGUAUGGUUUAUACA
Messenger RNA from Ziziphus jujuba (common jujube), 1261 nucleotides. RefSeq names its product protein LIKE COV 1. The record is from RefSeq and is a predicted model, not a curated record. The transcript has 5 exons. The coding region runs from base 34 to 900 and encodes 288 amino acids. Lineage: Eukaryota; Viridiplantae; Streptophyta; Magnoliopsida; Rosales; Rhamnaceae. Gene Ontology annotation, cellular component: Golgi apparatus.